Athene cunicularia (burrowing owl) is the source of this 1485-nucleotide messenger RNA. It is a transcript of the gene GRTP1, whose product is annotated as growth hormone regulated TBC protein 1. The record is from RefSeq and is a predicted model, not a curated record. The transcript has 9 exons. NCBI's taxonomy places the organism in Eukaryota, Metazoa, Chordata, Aves, Strigiformes, Strigidae. The coding region runs from base 329 to 1168 and encodes 279 amino acids.
AACUGUGUGGAAGUAGAGUUCAGGCCGUGUUUGAGCUGUUGUGCUAUACCCUCAUACUUUUCAACUGCUUGUUGGUAUUGUGCAGAAAAUUACCUCCCAGACUAUUGUGUGGUCAUAAUUUGGGGUUGAUUCAUAUGGGUUUGAAAGGCCAGAAGACUUUGAUUAUGCAUCCUAUGAAGCAUUCUUUUCCAGAUAUCUAGUGGUACUCACUAGAAGAGCAAUAAAAUGGUCCAAGCUCCUAAAAGGGAAUAAGAGUAUACAGAAGAGUUUAAAAGUGAAGAGAUAUAUCAGGAAAGGCAUCCCCAAUGAACACCGUGCAUUGAUCUGGAUGAUUGUGAGUGGGGCCCAAGCCAACAUGGAACAAAACCCUGGGUAUUACCACACACUGCUUGAAGGAGAGAAGAAUGACAAGCUUGUUGAAGCAAUCAAAACAGGUCUAGAAGAGCGUAUCACUGAAUUGUGGCACUUGUUACUGGAGGGUGCUGCUGAGGCCAUAGACAUGAACAGAACAUUUCCAGAUAAUGUAAAAUUCCGCAAAACUGCUGAUCCCUGUUUGCAGCAUACACUCUACAAUGUAUUGGUAGCAUAUGGGCAUCAUAAUAAAGCAGUAGGAUAUUGUCAGGGCAUGAACUUCAUAGCUGGAUACCUGAUUCUUAUUACAAAGAAUGAAGAGGAGUCCUUUUGGUUGCUAGAUGCUCUUAUUGGAAGAAUAUUGCCUGAUUAUUACAGCCCUGCAAUGUUGGGCCUGAAAACUGAUCAGGAAGUCCUUGGAGAACUUGUGAAAAUGAAAGUUCCAGCUGUGGCAGAGCUGAUGGAAAGACAUGGAGUAAUGUGGACCCUAGUAGUGUCACGCUGGUUUAUAUGCUUGUUCAUUGACAUUCUUCCAGUAGAGACUGUGCUCCGAAUAUGGGAUUGUUUAUUCUAUGAAGGGUCAAAGAUCAUCUUCCGUGUGGCCUUAACAUUAAUUAAGCAACACCAAGCUUUUAUUUUGGAAGCCACAAAUUUCCCUGACAUUUGUGACAAAUUUAAGCAGAUCACCAAAGGAACAUUUGUAACAGAGUGUCACAGCUUCAUGCAGAAAAUAUUCACAGACCCUGGAAGCUUGUCUAUGGCAACAAUCAACAAACUCCGAGAGACUUGCAGAGAAAAGGUGCUUUCUCAGGGAUAACUCAGCAGACUUAACCAGGUGGUCAGAUACUACAGCAAUGACACAUUCCUCUAUUUGCACUGACUAAAGCACACUUUAAGCUUUCCAUGAGUUAACUGACACUUGACCAAUUUUUCCUGCCUUUCAAGUAAGUGUUGUUAACAUUUUGUACUGUAUGUUAGACUUGAUAACUGGAAUGGGUGGUUCUGUUCUCGUGGGUUUGGGGUUUUUUUAAAGGAUUAAAGUGUUUUCAGAGUAGAAUGUGAUCAGUGUCAGGACCCUCCUUUUAAAAAAAAAGUCACAAUCCUUGUCUUUUCAGGGCAUUUUGUUAUGUUAAA